AUGCCCAGCACCUCGCCCUCACCCUCCCCUCCCCCCAAGCCCCCAUCCCCCUCACCCCCGGCCCCCGCGCCAACGCCCUCUGCACCGUCUACGAAAAAUCUCUCGCCUCCGCCUUGCACACCAUAUCCUACCCCGCCUUCUCCUCCUGUUUCCCCUCCAUCUCGCGCAAUGCGCCGGAAGCGCUCAAAGCCCCCCCACACCCUCCCCGCGCCCUCCAUCCUCGCCGCCCAUCUCACCCCUCUCUACACAACCCAACAAUCGCAACUCAACGCCAAACUCCAAACGACACAAUCGCAAAAUGCGAGUCUCGCAGACGAGAUCCAGAAACAGAGAGAGGAGAUUGAGAAAUUAGUGAGAGGGGUUGAAAUUGUCGUGGAAGAUUUGGAUCGCGCGAAUGAGGUUAUAGAUCGGGAGGUGGAUGGACUGGGGAAGGAGGCUCUGGAAGCGGAAAAUGUGUUGAGGGAUGCGUAG
Molecule: messenger RNA, 471 nt
Organism: Botrytis fragariae
Lineage: Eukaryota; Fungi; Ascomycota; Leotiomycetes; Helotiales; Sclerotiniaceae
Product: putative mind kinetochore complex component protein
Exons: 2
Coding region: 1-471 (156 amino acids)
Cellular component (GO): MIS12/MIND type complex
Source: RefSeq, a predicted model, not a curated record